Messenger RNA from Sitodiplosis mosellana (orange wheat blossom midge), 959 nucleotides. RefSeq lists its product as uncharacterized. The record is from RefSeq and is a predicted model, not a curated record. The transcript is spliced from 2 exons. Lineage: Eukaryota; Metazoa; Arthropoda; Insecta; Diptera; Cecidomyiidae. Bases 472 to 831 code for a protein of 119 amino acids.
GACGCGCACACAUCAGUCGUUCCAUUUAUUAUAUCUGGAUUAACUUUUCCAACACUUUCUCCAGCUCUUUAAAAAUAUUUCCUUUGUCCAUUUUAUAAUUAUAUAAAUCUUUCAACUUUUGGAAAGGAUGUGAAAAAUCUUUAUACACGUAAACAAGCAAUUUUUAGUUUGAAACGCGUUUUGGUUGUCAAAUAACAACUUGAAAAACGCGCAAAACCAUAAACAAACUUGUGUAAACUUGUGACCGUGCGCGUCAGUACGUACAACGAACGCGUCGAACUUCCGCGAAUCAAGCAAACUGGCAGAAAACAUGCUGAACUCGUAAGAGUUAAAUUCCCCUAGGAUUUUGCUCAAAAUAUUUUCAUACUCAUUCUACUGAAAUAAAUGCCGUAUAAAGAAGAAGAAUAAAAGAUGAAGUGUAAAAGAUAUAUCAGAUUUAGUUAGUUGCGUGAUCAUAAAGCAUACGCAAAGAUGGCACGUUUAUUCAAUCCGUCGCUAGUUAAAAUUUUGAGUGCAGCAAUAGUGACUACCAAUGCCAAAGAUUUUUCGGUUGCCAAAUGGAAGCGACAUUCAGAAAGUAAAUUCAAUGCAGUGAAAACUGAUAUGCAGCCAUUGCUGUGUGAAUAUUUCAAGCACAAAGACACCAAAAUCAUAAAAUUUUACUACGUAUUUUCAUCCGUUGUUGGCUAUGAUGUGGACACAGUAACUUGGACCAAGAUUGUAAUAGAUGGUGUGACAUAUUUGUCCCGAAUCAAAACGUUGCGAGAAGAUGGAAUAUCGAAAAUUGUCAGUGUGGAUCUUUACCCUUAUAGGAAAACCAAAUCAAAAUGAGUUUUUUCGACCAAAAACUAACCGAAAUUGUAAAGAUGAUAAUUUGGAAUUUUUUUCAUAAAAUAAACUAUCAAAUGUAUUGCCAAAAAUGGCGGAAUAAAGAAAAGUUUCUUCAAAAUAAAAUUGCU